Aureobasidium vineae is the source of this 966-nucleotide messenger RNA. Lineage: Eukaryota; Fungi; Ascomycota; Dothideomycetes; Dothideales; Saccotheciaceae. The record is from the annotation of a GenBank genome assembly.
AUGAGAUUCGCUGCUGUUGCCACUCUCGCCUUUGUCGGCGCUGUCGCUGCCCAGAACUCGACUACUGCAGCCACUGGCUGUGUUGCUAAGGACAACGCCUGCCGCACCACUCGCAUGCCCGAUGGCUCUUCUGCCAACCAGGCUCAAUGCUCUGCCAACAACGCUCAAUGCCAGGGCGACUGCUAUGCAGCCUACAAUGUUUGUAGAGGUACUCGCGGUCCCGAUGGCCUUUCAGCCAACCAGGCCGUAUGUGCUUCUGAAUACGCCUCUUGCCUCGGCGAAAACCCCGUCGCUGCCUCUGGUGGUCUGAUCUCCUCCUUCAUCCCCUACUCGGCCACCGCCACCGUCAGCGCUUCUUCCACUGCCUCUGCCUCGGCCAGCGCUUCUGCCGGCUCCAACUGCGUUGCCAAGGACAACGCCUGCCGUGCCAGCGACCCCGUCACCGGACUCUCUGCCAACCAGGCCCAGUGCUCUGCUGAGAAUGCUCAGUGCCAGGGUGAUUGCUACGCUGCCCUUGGCAAGUGCCAGACCACUCGCAUGCCUGACGGUUCGUCUGCCAACCAGUCUACGUGUGUCUCUGAGUACGCCUCUUGCCUCGGCGAGAACCCCAUUGCUUCCACCGGUGGCAUCAUUUCCUCGUUCAUUCCUUACACCGCCACUGCCUCUUCAUCUGCUACCGGCAGUGCUAGCAUGGUCUACAUGACUGAGGUCGUUACUGCACUCACCACCGUAUGCCCUGCCCCCACCGCCGGCGCCUACGUCACCACCAUCCACAGCAACGUCCCCGCUGCUUCCGUCACUGGUGGCGCUCAAGGCGGUAUGAUGACUUCUGCUGGUAACGGCAACAAGAACGGCACUGCUACUGCCACUCAGAGCAAGCCUGCUGUCUACACUGGCGCUGCUGCUAACGUUGCUGCUGGUAUGGGGUUCCUUGGUGCCGCUGCUGGUGCUGUUAUGCUUUUGUAA